AUGCCAAUGAUUGCUCAUACUGCCUUGCCAGGCCCAGCGGCAGAAGGCGGACUGCGCCUAGAGUCGUACCGGAUCAGGCAUGGCCUGCAAGCUAGCAUAACCCUGGAUGACAAGUACUGCACCUUUCCAGGGAUCAUCAACGGCGGCAUCAUCUCCACCCUAUUCGACUGUCAUGGGAACUGGACGGCUGCGAUAGCGCUGAUGGACCUCCACGCCACCCCCAAACCACCCCUGACGCUUACCUACGAGCUCCUGGUCACAUUCAAGGAGCCGACCCCGCCCGGCGUCCCACUGGUGGUCAAGAGCCACGUGACCAGGGUUCAGGAUGUCCAGGAAGCCGGCCAGAAAGCCGGUGUACAGGUCGACAUGAAGCUCUACCAGGCCAUGGGCGCCCACGAGAAGCUGCUGGCCGAGGCCAACGGCAUCUUCAAAAAGGUCGGAGCGCUGCGAGCCCUGUGA
Auxenochlorella protothecoides is the source of this 459-nucleotide messenger RNA. RefSeq lists its product as hypothetical. The transcript is spliced from 4 exons. Lineage: Eukaryota; Viridiplantae; Chlorophyta; Trebouxiophyceae; Chlorellales; Chlorellaceae. The record is from RefSeq and is a predicted model, not a curated record. Bases 1 to 459 code for a protein of 152 amino acids.